This is a messenger RNA of Tuber aestivum (summer truffle), 1553 nucleotides long. The record is from the annotation of a GenBank genome assembly. Lineage: Eukaryota; Fungi; Ascomycota; Pezizomycetes; Pezizales; Tuberaceae.
AACCUUCACGAAAGCUGUCCACAAGAAACGCUAGCUCAACCGUACUCGUACUACUUUCAAUCCACACCUCCCCCUUCGCCGAACCUCCACGAAAACAAACAAACGACUCAAACCCACCAUCACCGCAACACAGAGCGGUCCACUAUCUAGAGGAAGUAUAACAAAAGCAUGAAGUGGAGCUUUUGCUCAAUAUUCACUACUUUAGCGCUGGUGCGCGAGGGAUUGGGGGAGAGUCCUGCGGAUAAUGAUGUCAAGACAGUGCCGUUGAGGACCCAUAGUUUGUUCCAGGUAUGCUCCCAUCUCUAGAGGGAAAGGGUGAGGAGUGGGGCUGAUCAGGAGAUGGUGAGGGGGGCAGCCGUACUUGGACACGGAGUUGCAGAGUCGGUGGUUUGAUUGGGGGGGUGAUACUAUUAUUCGGGCAGACCAGUUGAGUUUUCCCCUUCUCCGCCCGGGGGAGGGGAUCUGGUACUAAUACUACUGGUGGGUGGGAUAGGUACAUCCGCCUAACCUCAGAUAGACAGCAGCAGGCCGGAUGGCUGUGGUCGAGGCUGCCGCUCACGGCCACGAAUUGGGAGGUAAGAAAUUCUUCCGCCCACCGCCACCACCGCCGCCCGUCUUAAGGGGAGGAGCGUGUUAACGGGAUUGUGGGGAGGGUUUGUAGAUCGAAGUCGAGUUCAAGAUUCAUGGACAAGGAAAUCUUUACGGUGACGGGAUGGCUAUGUGGGUUACCAAACAGAGGGCUGUGCAGGGUCCUGUGUUUGGAGCUGCAGACAAAUUCGAGGGGCUCGGAGUAUUUUUUGAUACUUAUAAGAACAAUCGCCCCGGGGUUAUCUUUCCGUACGUUAUGGCUAUGCUUGGUAGGUUUGCUAUACGACAAUGCGGGUGGGACCCGGGGGUUUUCUGACAGCGGAUGUAGGGGAUGGGCAGACCGUGUACCAGCACGGAAAUGAUGGGAAGGAGAACGAACUGGCUGGGUGUUCGGUUGGUUCUUGAAUCCUAUGCCGGGUUGCCGACGGCAUACUGACCAGACCCGAUGAGCGCAGGCUAGGGGGAUCAGAGGCGCACCAAUCACUACAAAGGCCCGAUUAACCUACUUUCAGGAAAACUACCUCCAACUCGAUCUCCAAUACAAGAACGAAGAUAAAUGGAUCCUCUGCUUCAAUGUCCCCAACGUCACACUCCCACAGAUCACAUACCUCGGUUUUACGGCGGAGACAGGUGAACUCAGCGGUAAUGUCCCAUCCUUCCUCCCCUCGGCGAUAUGGUCUGCUAAUGUGCACCCAGACAACCACGACAUCAUAACCGUGUCCUCAAAGAACCUGUACCAGGUUAACACUGGCAGCAGCGGCAGCAGUGGCAGCAGCAGCAAGCGCCCCGACAAGGCCGGUAAGGCGGCUACGUGGAAGCCAAGCGAUGGGGGAGGAAGUGAGAUUGAGUCUAGCGCUGGAUGGGGUUGGUUCUUUUUGAAGAUGAUCAUUUUCAUAGUUGUGAUCAUUGGUGGAUAUGUGGGGUACACGGCAUACAGGGCACAGACUAGGGGCUCGCGGUUUUAG